CAUGGCGGUCAUUAGUAAGUACUUGACAGCCAAGAACUCUUACCUGGCCGCCGGCGUAAUUCUGGUGUUUUUUUUCUUAAACAGAAGACGGCGCUCAGUGGAGUUGUAUGGAUUGUAAUGGUGUACAUUGUGCUCCUGCGAAUGAUUAACGAAACCUUGAUUUCACGGCGAACAGUGGAGGAAUUUCCUAUCUAGGAAUAAACUGAAACGACUGACAAUUAAUUAGCACAGAUGCCAUUAUGAGACAUCGCUGCUGAAAUGCUGUGAAAUAAGAAAAACAAUGCAGAACAACCGCUGAACAAUAAUAAAAAUGGGAAGAAAGUGCAGACAGCAGUGGACAAGGUGUUUUUCACGCAACUUCUCCACAUCGUCAAGAUACUAAUACCUAAGAUGUUCUGCAAAGAGUCAGGGUACCUCCUGCUAGUGGCGGCCAUGCUCCUGGCGCGGACGUACUGCGACCUGUGGAUGAUUCAUAAUGGAACAAUGAUUGAAAGCGCGAUUAUCGGUCGCUCAGCAAAAGAUUUCAAGAAGUACUUGUUCGGUUUCAUCACAACUAUGCCAUUUAUGUCGUUGAUAAACAACUCCCUUAAGCUGGGCCUGAACGAACUCAAACUGCUUUUCCGAGCGAGGCUCUCCGCUCACCUCUAUGAUGAAUAUUUGAAGGACUACACAUACUACAAAAUGGGCAACUUGGACAACCGCAUCGCCAAUGCCGACCAGCUGCUGACGCAGGACGUGGAGAAGUUCUGCAGCUGUGUGGUGGACCUCUACUCAAACCUCACAAAGCCGCUGCUGGACAUUGGCUUGUACAUAUUCAAGUUGUCAACUGCUAUGGGCACUUGGGGUCCGAUCAGUCUGAUGAUCUACUUGGUAGUCUCCGGACUCCUGCUGACAAAGCUACGAAGACCCAUCGGCAGAAUGACUAUGAUGGAGCAGAGAUACGAGGGCGAGUACAGAUACAUCAACUCCCGCCUCAUCAGCAACAGUGAAGAGAUCGCCUUCUAUAAUGGGAAUGUAAGAGAGAAGAAGACCAUCCUCUCAGUGUUCAACAAACUGGUUAACCAUUUGCAGCGAUUCCUCUUCUUCCGUUUUUCCAUGGGGUUUACGGACAGCAUUAUCACGAAAUACAUCGCCAUGGUUGUUGGCUACCUGCUGUUGAGCCGUCCCUUCCUCAACCAGCUUCACCCUCGAUACCUGCAGAGCUCGCAUGCGGAGAUGCUGGAGGACUACUACCAGAAUGGGCGCAUGAUGCUGCGUAUGUCGCAGGCCUUGGGGCGCGUGGUGCUGGCCGGCCGGGAGAUGACGCGAUUGUCGGGAUACACAGCGAGAAUAACCGAACUGAUUACAGUGCUGAAAGAAUUGAAUUCUGGGAAAUAUAAGAGGACCAUGGUCUCCAACCAUGAGAAAGUGGACUCCAAACAAAUAAACCAUGUUCCUGGAAAUGGAGAAGUAAUAUAUGCAGAUAACAUAAUCAAGUUUGAGCAUGCGCCUUUGGCCACACCCAAUGGCGAUAUUCUUAUUCCAGACCUGACCUUUGAGGUAACGUCAGGAACCAACGUUUUGGUGUGUGGACCCAACGGCUGUGGGAAGAGCUCACUUUUCCGAGUUCUUGGAGGCCUCUGGCCGCUGACCGGUGGGCGCCUCACCAAGCCGGACAAGGGGAAGCUCUUCUACGUUCCCCAGAGACCGUAUCUGACCUUGGGCACCCUGAGGGAUCAGGUGAUCUACCCGGAUACUCCUAGUGACCAGCAGCGCAAAGGCAUUUCAGAUCUGGUGUUGAAGGAGUACCUCGAAAACGUGCAACUCGGUCACAUCCUGGACAGGGAGGGCAGCUGGGAUGUGGUGCAGGACUGGAUGGAUGUGCUUAGUGGCGGAGAGAAACAAAGAAUUGCUAUGGCCCGCUUGUUCUAUCACAAGCCUCAGUUUGCCAUCCUGGAUGAGUGCACCAGCGCCGUUAGUGUUGACGUGGAGGACUUCAUCUACAGCCACUGCAGGACGGUUGGCAUUACCCUGUUCACAGUCUCUCACAGGAAGUCUUUGUGGAAGCACCACAAGUACUACCUGCACAUGGAUGGAAGAGGGCACUACGAGUUCAAACCCAUCACCAAGGACACGGUGGCCUUCGGGUCAUAGGACAUGCGGUAGCCGAAGUGCCCUUCCAGAAGCUACGUGGAAAAUUCUGGAAUCGAUGUGCACAAAAUUGUGUUGUAUGUUUCCAAUGAUUUUUUUCUUAUUCCCGCAGAACAUUUUUGUGUUAGUACAAAGCUCCCACAAGCUCAGUGAAUGUAUACACUAUUUUUGUACCGAGCAAAAUGGUUAAGGGGAUUUAUUACAAAUAUUUUUAACUGAAAUGUAUCUGUGGUAGUUAAGUGGGACUGUAAUGUUAUUUAAUAAGGUAGUUGUUACAGCAUCCAUCCGUCUGUCCAUCUCCUAGCCACUUGCACCCUUAAGUCAUUGCAGAUGUUAGUAUUGCAACUUACUUAUUUAAGUGUAUUUAUUUAUGUGCAUUGGGAAUACUGUAACUCCGUUAAACACAGGUACUGUCUUUUAUAUGCUCAGUCACUGACAAAGCAAAACACAAGAGUUGAAGUAAGUAGUGUGGAUAGUAUAAACACUACAGUUUGCUACUGCUGAAUUUCAACUGUGAUUUACAUUUGUUUUAUGUCCCGAAAACCAAGCACUGUUUUUCGUUUAAUUGCUUUGUACGUUUCUGUCCAACAAAUUGCGGUGAAGUGACUACUCAGAGAACAUUUAAGUAAGUUGAACAGUAGAGGGCAGUGUUUCUACUCACAUGCCAGAAUGUAUUCGAAUUACCUCCAAGUUCAUUUUUUUUAUUUCACUCUUUAGCAAAGCUGGAUUCUGUGUAUCUUGUAUAUGUGUUUAAUGUGAAUGGUGUAUCUAUGUGGGCAUAUAUAUUACAUUGCAGUGACCAAAUGUCCCCAUAAUGUGAUAAAAACCAUUUUUUUCCCUCCCUAUUGUUGCGCAAUACCGAUGUUGAGACCCCCUUAAAAUUUUGCUUUUGAGGCUUUCAGGGGGUCUCAUGGGUUAAUUGGGGGUGUCGGACCUCCCCUAUUUCACACACUGGACGCUCCCUAGAAAGAUAUCAGUACAGGUCUCUGUGUGUGCGCGCAUGUGUGUGUGUGUGUGUGUGUGUGUUGUUUUCAAUAUGUCACACUUUUCUGACAGCCAGAAGUCAGUACACUAUUUUUCAAAUUAUUAAAAGGUUUGAUUUGAUUUAAUAUCAAGUCAUGGUCAACUUGCUGCUUUUUUAUGUUACAGGCUGCUUAUAUUGUGGCAGGUUUAGGGCCUCUUUGUCUGAGAAGCGAACAGAGCAGCUCGGCGAGGGAAAGUCCCUCCACAUGACAUGCUUAGUGUCACACCACUGACUCGGACUCACAUGUCCCCAAAGGCUGGCAGAGAAACCUAGUUUAGAGUUCUACUCUCCAGAUGUUUUUAAAUGACUUGUUCUUCCAUCUAAUUGCCAAUAAAACAUGA
This is a messenger RNA of Paramormyrops kingsleyae, 3495 nucleotides long. The record is from RefSeq and is a predicted model, not a curated record. NCBI's taxonomy places the organism in Eukaryota, Metazoa, Chordata, Actinopteri, Osteoglossiformes, Mormyridae.